Molecule: messenger RNA, 862 nt
Organism: Candoia aspera
Lineage: Eukaryota; Metazoa; Chordata; Lepidosauria; Squamata; Candoiidae
Product: trypsin-like
Exons: 5
Coding region: 1-759 (252 amino acids)
Biological process (GO): proteolysis
Molecular function (GO): serine-type endopeptidase activity
Source: RefSeq, a predicted model, not a curated record
AUGUCACAUCCUUUCUUCAAGUUAGUGGCUGCUAUUUUGUUCAUGGCAUCUUCAGCCACAGCAGCAGAAGGAGAAAGAGUCCUGGGUGGCAAGCCGUGCGUGCCCCAUUCUCAGCCAUGGCAGGCUGCACUUUUUUCAGGAUUCAGACUGAUCUGUGGAGGGACCCUGAUUCACCCAUCCUGGGUGCUCAGUGCUGCCCACUGCAGAAAGGCAUUCUGUCCCCCUGUGCGUCUUGGAGAGCAUCAUCUCAAGCGCCUAGACUGGUCCGAACAGCUCAAGUUAUCAUCCAAAGUCAUUGUGCAUCCCGAAUACAACCGACGAACCAUGAACAAUGAUAUUAUGCUGGUUAAACUGCUGACUCCUGCCACCUUAAAUGACAAAGUCAAAGUCCUUGACUUGCCUACCAGCUGCCCGGAGCCUGGAACCAAAUGCCUCAUUUCAGGAUGGGGUACGACAAGGAGCCCCCUAGCCAAAUACCCAGAUGUGCUGCACUGUGCCAACAUCACCAUCAUCAGUCACAAUGUUUGCCAAUCUAUUUAUUCCAAUUAUAUCAAAGGAAAUAUGAUCUGUGCUGGCAGGAUGGAGGGAGGAACAGAUACUUGUCAGGGUGAUUCAGGUGGACCCUUGGUCUGCAAUGGGAAACUGCAAGGCAUUGUAUCCUGGGGCCCCUAUAUAUGUGCACAGCCAAAUAGGCCAGGAGUUUAUGUUAACGUCUGCAGAUACAUUGACUGGAUCCAAGAGAUUAUCCAGAAUAACUGAGGAUUACAUAGCAAUUCUGAACAAACUCCAAGGGGAAAGGAAACCUGCUUCUCUUUUUGGUCAAAUUUGCUUUGUGUUAUUGAUGAUGCUUUUGACAGUCCUC